GUCACUGGAACGGAGAGCAGUCCACUCGGUGCUCACCGAACAGCGUUUUUGCAUUUGCUUCUGGAUUUGGCCAAUUAUGCUGUUCACGUGCCCAAACCGGACAUUCGGACCGGAUUUCUGGUUCCUGGGACCGGUCGGUUAGAGACGGUCCCUUUAAACUAUACAGUAUGCGCGGAGAAGUGUUUACAACUCGCAGUGGACGCGUAUUUGGCCUCCAUCAAUUGGUCAACACUGUCCCAUGACGAAAUGCUUCAAGCGGUUGUCGAGACUCUUCACAAGCCAAUGGCCCUCAAAUAUGCCUGUCCCUCUCAAUCGACCUGGAUGUUGGCCUGCAAAUGCUUCCUACAGGUGAUCCCGAGUGCCACGGGUAUUUUGACUCGCGUGGAGGUCAAGCGGAAACCGAGUAAAAAAGCCGCGGAUCAGGGUGGACAAAAACAUCUUGACCUGUGCAGUGCAAUCGCGGAAACUUUUCAAGAUUUCCUUUUCUAUCAACAGUUCACAGAGCUAGUUGACAAUCAACCGCCCUCAUCACUCUCAAUAGAUGAGUUUCAACAACACGAGGAAUUAGAUUGUAAAUUCGUCCGCGUCAUAAGCGACCUGUUCUUAUCCAGUUCGACCGAGCUGCCCGACGGAUUUGUCGGUCGUUUGGUUGACCUGCUCAGUUGGGGCUCAGUUCAGGCCUCUGUGUCGACAUUCCUAGGCCCCGAUGGCCUUCCUGCCGAAUCAGACAGUCUUGUUUCCCUCGGACAGAGUCCCUGUCAAACACCCACCCAGUGGGCCCAUUCAUCACGACGAACUGAUGCGAACUCCGGCUCGUCAACCAAACGAUCUCCGAUGAAGGGUCUGGGAAUGGCUGUUCGGCAAACCACAGAAUCUCUCGCUCCACCAGAUCCACUGACCGACGGAGCGCUCAGUCUAGAUCUGGAUUUAGACCGACUACGGCAAUUUGCAUUCCGCGAAAAUUUUGCCCGACUCUGUUUCAGCACCCUAUUAUGUCACGCAUUCUCAAGUAAUACAGGCCCGGGAUCGGAGAGUGGCUCAGCGAAUCCCGAUCCGACCAAAGUUUCGGUGGUCGUGAGUCGUUGUGCUGUGCGAAGCAUUCUGCAACGUUGUCGUCUCACUUUGAUUCAGUUUUAUCAGGCAGCCUGCCUGACAGGAAAAUGCCCCCUUCCCAGAGCCCGUUUGGCUGAAAUUGCCUACGUGUUCAAAGCGUUGACUGUCAUGCUCACUUCACUUCGAUCGGUCUGUGCCCAACGGGACGUGGACCCAUCCACGUGGCAUCAUGUGAUCGAUCUUUAUCCCCACAUUGUGGACUGUGUACUGGUGACGGGUGGAAGCCAAAUGACCGUUGCGUUGCAUCGUCUCCUACGGCUCUACGGAGACCUAUUGCGUCCGGCUUGUCUGGACUCAGCCAAGGGUCGGGGAAGCGCUAUCAAUGGCAGUUAA
Messenger RNA from Echinostoma caproni, 1446 nucleotides. Lineage: Eukaryota; Metazoa; Platyhelminthes; Trematoda; Plagiorchiida; Echinostomatidae. The record is from the annotation of a GenBank genome assembly.